GCCCCGGAUCUACAUGGGAGGGAUUCAUGCCACAGGAGUAGUCGCUCUGCAUCCUGAAUUUCUAACUUGGUCUUUUAAGGCCCUCUUCCACGGGCCAAUCCUGUCUCAAGCAACUGCGAGACAUUUCCAACACCGCCACUGCCCGCCACUCCUUUUUUGACGAGUCUAACACCUCAGCCUUACUUUUGCGGAGAGGCCCCAGAACGCUCCCGGGCUAAGCCUGUCUACCCUGGACUAGCAUCUCUACUAUCAUCCUUACACUCUAGAGUGUGGGCCUGUGCCUUGAGACUCGACCCUUCCCACUCAUCUGUUGGACUUCCCGCUUGGGCGCACUGACCUGUUCACUGGCACGAUAUACAACCCACAUAUACUUCGAUUUACGCCCAUUAGAAGACCGGCAAAUACCCGUUUCCUAUCACAUCUUCGACACAUCACCUACUACUCCAGACCUCACCGAAACCUCGCACUACAUGAUCAUGACUUUUUUCUCCCACGAGGCAGAGCUGGCACUUCUGGCGCCUGAUGAUGGCAUGGGUCAUCUGUACCCCUCCAGCACAUGUCAAUCGCCUCCAAGCAUCAUGUAUUCACCACCGCUGCACCAAAUGAACCACCGACCGCCAACGACGUUGCCAGUACAUGGAGCCAUCUAUACCUCUUCACACAACUACAGACCGGUCAUGGACUCCCCAUAUCCACCACACAAUAUAUGGUCGUCGCAACCCUCAUCCAUUCCGAUACCCCAGGUGUCCUCGUAUUCGUAUCCUCCCUUUACAGGUAUAACAGCUACAUCGACACUGACGCCCGACCUGAGUCUACUUCCGCAAACAUAUGGCGUACCUCGACCGUCAAGAUCACACUCAGCUUCAUCUUCUACGGGUCUAGGCCUGCCGUCCAAUAUCCCGUCAGAGAGAUCGCCGCCUUCGCUCUCGCGCUCACUGUCACCGUCGUCGCCAGACCUUCGAGCGUAUGGUAUCCCCAACAAGAAUGGAACGUGGAGCUGUGGCUACCCAGGAUGCACAUCAAGAGCAGUCUUCACUCGAGGUUGUGAUCUCAGAAAGCACCACAAGCGACACACAAAGUCAUUCUUCUGUCGACACGCAGAUUGCCCGCAGUCCACUGGAGGAGGCUUCUCAAGUAAGAAGGAUCUUGCAAGACAUGAGGCCAAGCACAAUCCAGGUGUAUUGUGCGACUGGGAUGGUUGCGACAGAGUCUUCAGUCGCGUGGACAAUAUGAGAGAUCACGUAAAGAGAAUACACCUGAAAGCGUCCCGGACAUCGUCGAUCACUUCAACAUAGUGUAUAAACACAGCCUUUCGCCCCACAUGUCAAGCCUGGGAAGCUCGAGUGUCCCCAUCUUAAGGCUUGCAGUUGCGUCACAAAACCGCAUGGAAACUCACAAGCAAACUACAGUCGCCUUGCGCUAGACAGCACACACAACGGGGAUGAAGCAGGUCGAUCUCAUCCAGAUGACCAUUACACAGGGUACCUACGCUACAGUCCCUUUCACUUUCGUUUAAGAUACCCUUAUUUUGCAUUCUGCGUUGUUCAAGACCUGCAAUAGCAGGCGUAGCUUUUGAGCUGCCUUUUUUCUUCAUCGCAUUGCAGUGGCGUUUAUUAGACUAGAGCAAUUUAUGUGGAGACGUUCAAUAUCUUCUAGAGACAUAUCACGAAUAGAAGCUUUGUUGGGAUAUUGUGUGGAUAGAUGCAUAUGGCGGCGCCCGCUGUUGCCUAGACUAGCUCGACACAAGUGACG
This is a messenger RNA of Cucurbitaria berberidis CBS 394.84, 1752 nucleotides long. RefSeq lists its product as uncharacterized. The record is from RefSeq and is a predicted model, not a curated record. Lineage: Eukaryota; Fungi; Ascomycota; Dothideomycetes; Pleosporales; Cucurbitariaceae. The transcript has 2 exons. Gene Ontology annotation, biological process: regulation of transcription by RNA polymerase II. Gene Ontology annotation, cellular component: nucleus. Bases 471 to 1295 code for a protein of 274 amino acids.